UUUGGAUGAGGAAUAAUGGCCUUGCAGAUCCUCUCUGCAGGCAUUUGGUUUCACAGGAAUGAGGACAUGAAGGCCAUUGAAGUUCUGCCCAUUCUUAAAGAGAAGGUGGCAUUCUUAUCAGGUGGAAGAGAUCGUCGUGGAGGGCCAGUUCUCACAUUUCCAGCCAGGAGUAACCAUGACAGAAUAAGACAGGAGGACCUCAGACGACUCAUUGCAUACCUUGCCAGCAUCCCAAGUGAGGAGGUGAGCAGACAUGGCUUCACGGUCAUUGUGGAUAUGCGAGGAUCCAAAUGGGACUCUAUCAAACCACUGCUGAAGAUCCUGCAGGAGUCGUUUCCAUCCUGCAUUCACGUCACACUCAUCAUCAAACCUGACAACUUCUGGCAGAAGCAGAGGACCAAUUUUGGCAGUUCAAAGUUUGAAUUUGAGACCAUCAUGGUGUCCCUCGAGGGCUUGACCAAAGUGGUCGAUCCCUCCCAGCUGACUCCAGACUUCGAGGGGAGUCUGGACUAUGACCAUGAGGUGUGGAUUGAGGUUCGAUUGGCCUUUGAGGAGUUCACGAGCAAUGCCACUCGCGCCCUGGCCCGUUUGGAGGAGCUCCAGGAUAUGGUGUCACAGCGUGAGCUGCCAUCAGACCUGGAUGGGUCUCGGCGAGCCAUGGAGGAGCAUGCCUCUCUGAAGAAGAAGGUUACUAAAGCUCCCGUAGAGGAGUUGGAUUCAGAGGGCCAGCGUUUGCUCCAACGGAUCCAGAGUGGUGAUAAAGUCCGAGGAGACAUCCAGGGUUUAGCUCUCAAAGUCCAGGCGCUGCUGGAUAAACUCCACGGCACACGCCAACAUCUACAGCAGGCCUGGCACAUGCGAAAAGUCAAACUGGAUCAGUGCUUUCAGCUAAGACUCUUCCAGCAGGAUGCAGAGAAGAUGUUUGACUGGAUUGUCCAUAAUAAAGGCCUGUUCCUGACAACCUACACAGAUAUAGGAGCCAACCAUCAACACGUGAUGGAGCUGCAGACUCAACACAACCACUUUGCUAUGAACUGCAUGAAUGUGUAUGUGAACAUCAGUCGGAUCAUGUCGGUGGGGAACAGGCUGCUGGAGGCGGGUCAUUACGCCACACAGCAGAUCCAGCAGAUCUCAGGUCAGCUCGAGCAGGAGUGGAAAGCAUUCGCAGCCGCUCUGGAUGAAAGGAGCACACUGCUGGAGAUGUCUGCUAACUUCCAUCAGAAGACUGACCAGUAUAUGAGCAACAUAGACUCAUGGUGUAAGGCCUGUGGUGAGGGAGAACUUCCUUCUGAGCUGCAGGACCUAGAAGACACCAUCCACCACCACCAGGGUGUCUAUGAACACAUCAAUGCUGCCUAUUCUGAGGUGAGUCAGGAUGGCAAAGCCCUGCUAGAUAAGCUACAGCGCCCUUUAACCCCAGGGAGUGCAGAUUCCCUGACAUCCACGGCUAACUACUCCAAGGCAGUGCACCAUGUCCUGGAUAUCAUUCAUGAGGUGCUGCACCACCAGAGACAGCUGGAGAAUAUAUGGCAGCACCGCAAACUCCGCCUCCAUCAGCGCCUACAGCUCUGCGUCUUCCAACAGGACGUCCAGCAGGUUCUAGAUUGGAUUGAGAAUCAUGGUGAGGCAUUCCUCAGUAAGCACACAGGGGUGGGGAAGUCUCUGCACAGGGCCCGAGCGCUGCAGAAACGUCAUGAGGACUUUGAAGAAGUGGCUCAGAACACCUACACCAACGCUGACAAACUCUUGGAGGCGGCGGAGCAGCUAGCACAGACGGGUGAGUGUGACCCUGAAGAGAUCUACCAGGCUGCCCACCAACUGGAAGACCGCAUCCAGGACUUUGUUAGACGCGUUGAGCAACGCAAAGUCCUGCUCGACAUGUCUGUGGCCUUCCACACUCAUAGCAAAGAGCUGUGGACGUGGUUGGAGGAGCUUCAGAAGGAGCUGUUGGAUGAUGUUUAUGCUGAGUCAGUAGAGGCCGUGCAGGAGCUCAUCAAACGCUUUGGUCAGCAGCAGCAAACCACCCUGCAGGUCACAGUCAAUGUCAUUAAAGAAGGGGAGGAUCUUAUCCAGCAGCUCAGGGACUCUGCGAUCUCCAGCAAUAAGACUCCUCAUAACAGCUCUAUGGCUCACAUCGAGAGUGUGCUGCAGCAGCUGGACGAGGCUCAAGCUCAGAUGGAGGAACUCUUUCAGGAACGCAAGAUCAAACUAGAGCUCUUCCUCCAGCUCAGGAUCUUUGAACGAGAUGCCAUUGAUGUGAUCUCAGACCUGGAGUCAUGGAAUGAGGAGCUGUCUCAGCAGAUGAAUGAGUUUGACACCGAAGAUCUGACGUUGGCUGAGCAGAGACUGCAGCAUCACGCUGAUAAAGCUCUCACCAUGAACAACCUCACCUUCCACGUCAUACACCAGGGACAGGAGCUGCUGCAGUACGUCACAGAGGUGCAGGCCUCAGGUGUGGAGUUGUUGUGUGAUCGUGAUGUUGACAUGGCGACGCGGGUGCAGGACCUGCUGGAUUUCCUGCAUGAGAAACAGCAGGAGCUGGAUGCAGCUGCAGAGCAGCACAGACGACACCUGGAGCAAUGCGUACAGCUGCGCCACCUACAGGCCGAGGUCAAACAGGUUCUGGGUUGGAUCCGUAAUGGGGAGUCAAUGCUCAAUGCAGGUCUCAUCACAGCCAGCUCCCUACAGGAGGCAGAGCAGUUACAGAGAGAACAUGAGCAAUUUCAGCAUGCCAUUGAGAAAACCCAUCAGAGUGCAUUGCAGGUGCAGCAGAAGGCAGAGGGUCUGCUUCAGGCCAAUCACUAUGACAUGGACAUGAUCCGUGACUGCGCAGAAAAGGUGGCGUCUCACUGGCAGCAGCUCAUGCUGAAGAUGGAAGACCGGCUCAAACUUGUCAACGCCUCAGUGGCCUUUUACAAGACCUCAGAGCAGGUGUGUAGUGUUUUGGAGAGUUUAGAGCAGGAAUACAAGCGAGAGGAGGACUGGUGUGGAGGGACUGAUAAACUGGGACCAAACUCAGAGUCUGAGCAUGUGACGCCUAUGAUCAGUAAACAUCUGGAGCAGAAAGAGGCCUUCCUCAAGGCAUGCACACUAGCCAGACGCAACGCUGACGUCUUCCUCAAGUAUCUGCACAGAAACAGUGUGAAUAUGCCGGGAAUGCUCGCACAUGUCAAAGCCCCUGAACAACAAGUCAAGAAUAUCCUGAAUGAACUGCUGCAGAGGGAGAACCGGGUUCUGCACUUCUGGACUAUGAGGAAGAGGAGGCUGGACCAGUGUCAGCAGUACGUGGUGUUUGAACGCAGCGCCAAACAGGCUCUGGAGUGGAUCCACGACACAGGAGAGUUUUAUUUGUCCACACACACCUCCACAGGCUCCACUAUACACCACACACAGGAACUGCUCAAGGAACAUGAGGAAUUCCAAAUCACAGCCAAGCAAACUAAAGAGCGGGUAAAGUUGUUGAUUCAGCUGGCCGAUGGUUUCUGUGAGAAGGGCCACGCCCAUGCGAACGAGAUUCAGAAAUGGGUCGCCUCGGUGGACAAACGCUACCGUGACUUUUCCCUCCGUAUGGACAAAUACCGUUCCUGUCUGGAAAAAGCGCUCGGCCUGUCCACAGACUCCAACAAAGCGAGUAAAGAUCUGCAGUUGGACAUCAUUCCAGCCAGUGCUCAUGGAGCUGAGUUCAAACUGAGAGAUGUUAACCAUGAACUCAACGAGGAGAAGCGCAAAUCUGCCCGCAGAAAAGAGUUUAUAAUGGCAGAGCUCAUUCAGACUGAGAAGGCAUAUGUGAGAGACCUGCGGGAGUGUAUGGAUACAUACCUGUGGGAGAUGACCAGUGGCGUGGAGGAGAUUCCUCCAGGGAUUGUCAACAGGGAGCACAUCAUCUUUGGCAAUAUGCAAGACCUAUACGAGUUCCAUCACAACAUUUUCCUCAAAGAGUUGGAGAAAUAUGAGCAGCUUCCAGAGGAUGUGGGUCACUGUUUCGUCACGUGGGCGGAUAAGUUUCAGAUGUAUGUGAAUUACUGUAAGAACAAGCCUGACUCCACUCAGCUAAUUGUGGAACAUGCAGGGGCCUAUUUUGAUGAAAUUCAACAGCGGCACAGGCUGGCCAACUCCAUCUCUUCAUACCUUAUUAAACCAGUUCAGAGGAUCACCAAGUACCAACUGCUGCUGAAGGAACUGUUGACAUGUUGUGAGGAGGGUAAAGGUGAGAUUAAAGAUGGUCUGGAGGUCAUGCUCAGCGUGCCAAAGAGAGCUAAUGAUGCUAUGCACCUCAGCAUGCUGGAGGGUUUUGAUGAGAACAUAGAGUCUCAGGGUGAGCUGAUUCUGCAGGAGUCAUUCCAGGUUUGGGAUCCAAAGACUCUUAUCCGUAAGGGCCGUGAGCGGCAUCUCUUUCUCUUUGAGAUGUCCCUCAUUUUCAGCAAGGACGUCAAAGACUCCAAUGGCGGGAGCAAGUACCUCUACAAGAGCAAGCUCAUGACCUCAGGACUGGGAGUAACUGAACACGUGGAAGGAGAUCCCUGCAAAUUUGCACUCUGGGUUGGAAGGACACCUACCUCAGACAAUAAAAUUGUUCUAAAGGCUUCCUGUAUUGAAAACAAACAGGAAUGGAUCAAACAUGUUCGUGAAGUUAUCCAGGAGCGAACAAUCCAUUUGCGGGGGGCACUCAAAGAACCGAUUCACAUCCCCAAAGCUACUGCAUCCAAGCACAAGGGCAAACGGGAUGGAGAGGAUCUAGACAGCCAGGGUGAUGCAAGCAGUCAGCCAGACACAAUCUCCAUCGCCUCUCGCACCUCCCAGAACACGCUGGACAGUGACAAGCUGUCCGGUGGCUCAGAGUUGACGGUGGUCAUCCAUGACUUCAUGGCCAGUAAUGGUUCAGAGUUGACGGUACGUAGAGGUCAGACAGUGGAGCUGUUGGAAAGGCCCCAGGACAAGCCCGACUGGUGCCUGGUCCGAACCACAGAUCGCUCCCCUGCCCAGGAGGGCCUGGUACCCAGUGCUAUGCUCUGCAUCGCCCAUUCCCGCAGCAGUAUGGAGAUGGAGGGCAUUUUUAACCCUAAAGAUACGCUGUCAGUGUCCAGUAAUGAAGGAGGUCUGUCAGGCAGUGCCACACUUCAGCCAGGUCAUUUGCACAGUUCCCCUGGACCCAAGCGACCCGGAAACACUCUGCGUAAGUGGCUGACCAGCCCCGUCAGACGUCUCAGCAGCGGCAGAGCAGAUGGACAUGUGAAGAAACUCGCACACAAGCACAAGAAGAGCCGAGACGUGCGCAGGAACGCAGACGCCGGCUCACUGAAAGACUCAGACGACAGCGCCGCCACACCGCAGGAUGAGACCAUAGAAGAGAGGAUGAGAAACGAGGGAUUGAGCAGUGGCACUCUGUCGAAGUCAUCAUCCUCAGGGAUGCAGAGCUGUGGUGAGGAGGAGGGAGAAGAAGGCCCAGACUCUGUUCCUCUGCCGCCCCCCAUGGCCAUACAGCAGCACAGUAUUCUACAUCAGGAAUCACAGGAGGACAAGGCUACCUCUCGCCUCUCUGGACGUCCCAGCAGCUCAGAGACACCGAGUGCAGCUGAGCUGGUCAGUGCCAUUGAGGAACUCGUCAAGAGCAAAAUGAAAUUGGAGGACAGGCCCAGUUCGCUCCCUGUAGAGCAAGGAGACAACAGUAGCCCCUCCUGCAACCCCUCAAAUAACUCCCUCCUGUCUUCUUCCUCUCCCAUCAAUGAGAUGGACGAACGCAAGACUGGCUUCAUUAAGAGACGACAUUAUGUUCUACUGGAGAUGGUGGAGACAGAGAGAGACUAUGUGAGAGACCUUGGUGCAGUCGUAGAGGGCUACAUGAGCAGGAUGAAGGAGGAGGGGGUACCCGACGAUAUGAAGGGCAAAGACAAAAUUGUCUUUGGAAACAUUCACCAGAUCUAUGACUGGCAUAAAGACUUCUUUCUGGGUGAAGUUGAGAAGUGCUUGGAGGAUCCUGAUAGACUUGCAACCCUGUUUAUCAGACAAGAACGAAGAUUGCACAUGUACAUUGUCUACUGCCAAAACAAGCCCAAAUCAGAGCACAUUGUUUCCGAGUACAUCGAUACAUACUUUGAGGAUCUAAAGCAGAGGUUGGGUCACAGGCUACAGAUCACAGACCUGCUCAUCAAGCCAGUGCAGAGGAUCAUGAAGUACCAGCUUCUGCUGAAGGAUUUCCUCAAGUUCUCCAAAAAAGCUGGUUUGGACACCAUAGAAUUAGAGAAAGCAGUAGAGGUGAUGUGUGUUGUUCCUAAACGCUGCAAUGACAUGAUGAACAUUGGACGCCUCCAAGGAUUUGAUGGAAAAAUCGUAGCCCAGGGCCGACUGCUUCUCCAGGACACCUUCAUGGUCUCUGACCAGGACGGUGGUCUUCUUUCCCGCAUGAAAGAGAGGCGUGUCUUCCUCUUUGAGCAGAUAGUUAUCUUCAGUGAACCUCUGGAUAAGAAGAAGGGCUUCUCCAUGCCAGGCUAUCUGUUUAAGAACAGCAUAAAAGUCAGUUGGUUGGGUCUGGAGGAGAGUCCUGACAAUGACCCUUGUAAGUUUGUUUUGACGUCGAGGUCAUCGGCUGGCAGUACAGAGCACUAUGUCCUCCACUCCUCCAACCGGGCAGUUUGCCAGGCCUGGAUGCAGCAGAUCAGCAGCAUCCUGGAGAACCAGAGAAACUUCCUCAAUGCACUGACUUCACCUAUUGAAUACCAGCGGAACCAUGUUGGGUCGAGCGGUCUUGGGGGACCCAGCAGUAGUGGACUCCCAGGGGGAAGCAGCAGCUCAGUCAUGGGUCCUGGCUGUGGCUCCCGGUCCCGAGGUUCCAGAAUCCCUCAGCCUUCCUCUCGUCUCCCCCAGCCUGUGCAGCACCACCAUGCCCCCGCCCCAGACGACCGCACCUCAGGUACGUGCCCUCUUCUUGACCUGGGCCUAAACAGUGAGGUCCCCAGAAUGCGAGUCCUGGAGAACCCCAUGAAGGAGCUGCGCGAGGAGGCCCAGUCAGGGAUGCCCAUCCAAAGAGCCACAGUUGCUCCCCUGUCUCUCACCCUAACGAAGCCCCGUCUUGGGGUCCCCUCCUCCAUUCUCUCCCCCUUGUGCCCUCAGACAUUCACACCCUUCGCACCAGGCAUCCCAGCCCAGAAGGGCUCCCAGUUUUGGGCCUCGAUGCCAGUCUCGCCCACUGGCAGGCAUGGUUCUUACGCAGAACAGAGUGACACGUCGAGUUGCAGCCAGAGUCAGAUCCGCAGGCACUCCACCCACAGUAAGGAACUGGACCGUAUCAGCACCUGCUCAUCCACCAGUGAGCAGUCUCUGCACUCCACUCACAGCAAUGGGAGUGAAAGCAGCAGCAGUGUUUCCACCAUGUUGGUGACCCAGGACUACGUGGCUUUAAAGGAGGAUGAGAUCAGUGUAUAUCAAGGAGAGGUUGUGCAGAUAUUGGCCUCCAAUCAACAGAACAUGUUUUUGGUUUUCCGCCCCGCCACAGAACAAGGCCCAGCGGCCGAGGGCUGGAUCCCCGGCUAUGUUCUGGGUCACACCUCCACCAUCAUUUCUGACUACCCCGAUGGAACCCUCAAGAAGUCUUCAUCAUGGCACACAGCUCUCCGCAUCAGACGCAAGUCAGAAAAGAGAGAUAAAGAUGGCAGGAAGGAGAGCAGACCGGAGAAUGGCUAUCGCAAGUCUAGAGAUGCAACGGCCAAUAAGGUUUCUGUAAAGCUUUUGAAUCCCAACUACAUCUAUGAUGUCCCCCCAGAGUUUGUGGUCCCUCUGAGUGAGGUGGUGUGUGACAGGGGCGACAGCGUGAUUCUCCGCUGUAAGAUCUGUGGACAGCCCAAAACAUCGGUCUCCUGGAGAGCACCAGACCAGAGUACUCUCAGCAACGCUGGCAGAUACACUCUCACACACAGUGAAACAGGUGAAGUGACCCUCCGUAUCUCACCUGCUACUCUGGACGACAGCGGCACAUACACCUGCAUCGCCUCUAAUGACGUGGGCUCAGUGACAUCAUCAGCCUAUCUCAGAGUGCUUGGCAUUUCCUGUGAUGGUAUCCUCUGGAAGGAUAACUUUGAGUCCGUCUUCACUGAGGUCAUGGAACUGGGAAGAGGCAGGUUUGCUGUCACAAAGUGGUGUGAGCAGAGAGGGAGCAGGCGAUCGGUGGCCGCUAAGCUGGUGAAUAAGAAGCUAAUGUGUCGAGAGCAGGUUGUUCAGGAGCUGGGGGUCCUGCAGUGUCUUCAGCAUCCACAUCUGGUGGGCCUGCUCGACACCUAUGAGACCCCAGCCAGUUACAUUCUCAUCCUGGAGAUCGCUGAUCAAGGUCGUCUCCUCGACUAUAUUGUUAGCUGGGGGAACCUGACUGAAGAAAAAGUGUCUCUUUAUCUACGGGAUAUUCUAGAAGCUUUACAUUAUCUUCAUGCAUGCAGGAUAGCUCAUCUAGACUUGAAGCCUGAAAAUGUAGUGAUCGAGCACACAUCAACCCAGCCUCUGGUCAAACUGACAGACUUCGGUGACGCGGCGCAUCUCUACAACACCCCAUACAUCCACCCUCUGCUGGGUAGCCCAGAGUUCUCCGCCCCUGAGCUGGUCUUGGGUGAGCCUGCAGCUCUGGCAUCUGACCUCUGGAGUCUGGGUGUGCUUGCAUACGUGAUGCUCAGCGGGGCGUCCCCCUUUCUGGAUGAAAGUGUUGAGGAAACCUGCCUUAACAUUUGCCGCCAUGACUUUAGCUUCCCGGUCGACUACUUCCGUGGUGUGAGUAAGGCUGCGCGGGACUUUGUAUGCAUCUUACUGCAAGAAAAACCAUGCAGACGUCCCUCUGCGCAGGUUUGCCUGCGGGAGGAGCCCUGGCUACAGCCGAACGCGGCACCUGGAGCGGCUCGCCUCGAAACUUCCAGACUCAUCUCCUUUAUAGAGCGGAGGAAACACCUGAAUGACCUGCGACCUGUGGCCAGUUUCAAAGACUUCCUGCAUAGUCGCCUACUCAGCCAGGCCUGAAAGAAAGAUAGCCCUCAAAGAACAAACCACAAUCUCCUGAGUUAAGGUUACAGUGGCACAAUAAAAUCUGUGUUAAAGGAAUAGUUCAACCCAAAAAAUUAAAAACCCUCACGUCUUUGAAAACCUGUAUGACUUUCUUUCUUCCAUGGAACACUAAAGGAGGAAUGUAUAGCAUAAUAACAUAAAAAUUCAGUCUCUUCCUUGCACAAAGCUAUUGUAUGUCUUCAGAAGACUUGGAAAAUAGUGCACAAGUUGCAUAGACUACUGUUAUAAAUAUUAUGAUUAUCCUUUUAGGAGCUUGAAAGCCCCUGGUCACCAUCCACUUUCAUUGUAUGGAAAAGAGCAGCAUGGACAUUCUACUAAAUAUCUCCUUUUGAGUUCCAUGGUGGGGGGAGUCAUAUGGGUUUGGAAUGACUUGAUGGUGAGCUAAUAAUAACAGAACUAUCCCUUUAAUGACAAUCUCUCCUUAGGUUUUGAGCAAAAAAUGGAAGAAAGCAGGAGAAAAUAUUGAAAAUGAAGAAAGAAUAUAUGCUGAAAUCUCAUCCUUGUUUUAGAGCCAAUUACAUGGUUCUGGGUCUCUAUAAACUGCUGCUGAAAAAACUCUGAAGUUCCCUUCCCUACCCUUUAAAAAAAUCAUUUCAGUUACAUGUAUUUGCUCUCUUUGUAUGGAAAGCACUAACAAGAAAAAAAAAAGUGAAUAAAGAAAAGGGGAAAGGUUUGUGACUUUUUGGUUUUGUUUUUUGUUUUAAUGUUACCUGAGCCAAAGCUAAACCAGCUUUGUGUUCAGACAGUAUUUCAAUCAGGUUGUUUCAGUGGAGUACUGUAAUUUGAAUAGCUAUAUUCAGGAAAGAUUACAUUUUGUACAAACCAUGUAUAGAAGCACAGUUGAGAUGAUAUCUUUAUCCUGAACAUUUUGGGGAAAAAAACGUAUUUAAAUAUAGGGAAAAUAGUUAUGGCAUUCCUCUGAAGAUCAUUAUAGCUGUACGCAAAUUUUCAUGUUUGAUACGCAUAUUUGAAAUCGUACCAUAGCCAUUUUUAACAGCUGUAACUCUUUUCAUAAAGAGUAAAAGAUGAGCUUUUAAUUUCAGUUCACGUGUCUAUCAGCCUUAUGUUGUAAAUAAACUGGACAUGCCUUCAUUCAUGUUCAUUUGCAGUGUUAGAAAUGCUUUCUCAUUGGCCACUGAAGACAAAAAGUGUUGGUAACCACGGCAAAUGUGCACUCUUUGUAAUUUGUUGAAAUUUCUAUGUGCAGUUUUGGGGCUUGAACAUUUUGCAGCUAUUUAUAAUACUUGGUGUUAAAUCGACAUUGUUAAGUACAUGCAUCAGCCACCGCGAGUUGACAUAUGAUGUGUCUGUGGCUGUUUUGCUGGAUUCCCUGUGUUCAGUAUUAUUUUGUAAAAGCUUAACAUUUUUGGUGAAAAUCAUUUGUGUCUACGUCACACUUCCGUUAUGAAUGUCGUUAUUGAUUUUUAUCAUUAAAUCAAAGGUACCUCAUGUACCUAAAUAAUUCUCCCUGUUUGGUGGUUAUAAUUUGUAACAAAGAAUUAUGAAUGAAAUUCUGACUUCUAGAGCCAGGGUUUACAUGUAUUGAUUGUUGAUUUAUUUAUUGUGUCUUGUUCAGUUUUUUUUAAUCGAAGAUAUAUAGUGCUUCAUGAUGUCAAAAUAUUAUGAUUUUUUAUUUGUGUAUCUGCUCAUUGUGGCAGUAGCCUAAUAAUGUAAGUUUGCAUGACUAAAUGACGAGUUAGUAAUUAUUCCAUUCCCAUGAGAUUUGUUUGCUUUCUGUUAGUUUUGUAUAAUACUGUAUCUGUUGUACAAGGAGAAUGCACCAAUUCUAGUUUUUUCAGCACCAAAUCGUGGCUUUAAGAGGCGAGUUUCACUAGUAAUACAAUAACCCAAAAAAGCAACUGUCAUCGCAUGUCCUUAAAACCUAUUUGCAAUUACUCUUAAUGCUGAAUUUAAAAUAGAGAUAAAUAACAUGAUGGGUCAGUAAUGUAUGGAUUUUCAUGUUUUCAAUUUUUUUUUUUUUUUUUAAGUUUCUCAUAUAUUGUAUAGAUGUACAGACACCAUGAAACCUAGACG
Molecule: messenger RNA, 11070 nt
Organism: Xyrauchen texanus (razorback sucker)
Lineage: Eukaryota; Metazoa; Chordata; Actinopteri; Cypriniformes; Catostomidae
Gene: triob
Product: trio Rho guanine nucleotide exchange factor b
Exons: 57
Coding region: 16-8991 (2991 amino acids)
Biological process (GO): protein phosphorylation
Cellular component (GO): cytoplasm
Molecular function (GO): protein kinase activity; protein binding; ATP binding
Source: RefSeq, a predicted model, not a curated record